AUGAAAACUUACGAGAUUAUCAUUACAACAGGGAAUUGCUUAUCAUUAUGUGGAGCCUUAGUGAUAUUUUUCUUAUUUUUUCAUUUUGAAAAAUUACGUCAAGGAUUUUUCUCACAUACGAUUAUUUAUAUUACGAUAGGAUCAUUGAUUCAAAUUAUAGGUAUUCAAUUAUCAUCCAGUUAUGGAAUUACGAAUUGCAAAGUAUCAGUAAGUGUUUUAAUUUGUGGUUCAUUGAUAAUGAUAUUUUGGAGUACUAUAAUGAUUUGGGCAUUAAAGUAGAAUUCAUAUUCUAUACUAGAAAACUAUUUAAUGUAUAUUCAAAUAAGGGAACUCUAUAAGAAUUAGAAAGCAUGCAUAAUUAAUUGAGAAACAAUGAAUUUAAACUGAUAAUAUGUUCUUUUGGGAUACCAAUCCUCCUAGCUAUAUGGCCAGCAGUCUUGGAUGGAGCUACAUCUGAAUAGUCGACAAAUAAUUUUUGUUAUCUUUAUACAACUUCUUAUCAAUCUCCUGGAGUAAAGAUCUAAGUUGAAAUUGCUAAGUUAAUAUCAUGGGAAAUCCCAAUUAUAUUUUAUCUCAUCUACAGUUUAACUGUUCUUUAUAAUAUUAAGAAAUUGUAAAGCAUUCCAUAAAAUAAUAAUCUAGUUAUGAAGAAAAUAUUGAUGAAAUUAUUUUUGUUGAAGUCAAAAAAAUAGUUAAACGAUUACUAGCUUAUCCAAUUAUCACAAUCCUUUGUUCUCUUCUAUUCACUAUUAUGGACUUAGAAACUUUCUUUAAUGUUGAAGUAUAUAAACUUCUAUUCUAAGAUAAGAGGAAUAUAAAGUACAAUAAGUUGGACUAUGCUAUCCUUAUGGGAAUUCUUUAAUUUCUUUGCUUAUAUCUCAUAAAGUAGUGUCCAAGAGGAAGUUUUCAGAAGAGAUUCUAAAGAAUAAGAAUGUAUUUUAGAUGAACAAUCUUAGUUUAGUGAAUCCCUUGAUCCCAUAAGAUCUAGAAGAAAGUAUAAACGAAAGAGACUACUUUUAUUAAAUUAACUCUAAUAUGCAAGAAUCUGGCUAAUAAAAUAAUUGAUUAUAAUAAUAUAAAAAAUGAGUGUUCGAAGAGUAUAAUCAGCAGUAGCCUCUAGUAAGUAGACCACAGCAGUGAUUCCUCUGUCUGAGUUGAAGAGAAUGCAAGACCAUAUAACAGUAUAUCAUUAAGAUACUCCAGAGAAAUUUGAAUUGUAUUAAUAACUGUUCAUAAAAGACAUAAAUUAUCAUAGGAUCGUGUAAAGAAUUGGAAUAAUACAUUAAAAUAGAAUAAGGUUUAGAAGGAUAGAACAAAGUAUUCAAUUACUAAAUUUCAUUUUAGAUUUGAACGUUUCAAGUAAGAUGAAGAAGAAAGGAGAAAAAUAGAUGAAGAUGAGCGUCGAUAUUAAGCACUUGUUAAAUAACAAAUUUUAGAAAAAGCUAAUAAAUAAAUUUAUGAGAAUAAUGAACGUAUUAGACAGUUUCAAUCUAAAAUGCUUGUUGUAGAUGCAAUUUAAGAAAGAGAAGGAUAAAAAUAAAUUAAAGAAAUGUAGAAACAUUUAGAAAAAGAAAGAGAAAAAGUCUAAUAUGAAUAAAUGUUAGAAAUAUAGGCUGAAAAAGAUUUAUUAGAAAAAAAGAAAUAAUAAGAAUUAUUAGAGAAAAAAAAAUAAUAACAUGAUAUGUUAAAGAAAUAGCAUGAAAUUAUGAGAGUAUUAUGUGUUAAUUUUAGAAUAGGAUAAAUUUAUUAAAUAAGUACAAGAAGAAAAAAUAGAAGGCGAAUUAAUGAAAGCUAAAGUAUAGGCAGAUUUGGAAGAAGAACAAAGGAUUGCUAAAUAAAAGAAAGAUAAAAUCAUGGAAAAUUAAUAAUUAUUAAUUUAGGGAAAUGAAAUUUUGAAAAAACAAAGAGAAUUUGAAAAAUAAAAAUUAUUAGAAGAAGAAAAAAAAAUUGAAGAACAUGCUAAAAAGAAAGAAAGAGUUUUAGAAAUUAGAAAAAUUAGAGAUGAAUAAAGAAAAGCAGAAAAAUAAGCAUAAAGAUAAAAAUUAAUUGAUGCUUAAACUGAAAAAUUAAAAAAAUAAAAAGAAGAAUAAGAAAAAUUAUUAAAUAAAAAUAUAAUAGAAGCUGAAAUUAAAGCAGAAGAAGUUGAAAAAAUGAAAAAAGAGUAGAGACGUAAAUUAUAAAGUGCAAUAAGUUAUAGUCAUAAAGUUAAAAUGGAAGUUAAAUAAUAAUAAGAAGAAGAAGAAAAAAGAUUAAAUUAGGAAUUCUAAUAAUAUUGGAUUAAUAGAAAUAAAGAAUUACAAGAAUAAGAAUUAAGAGAAAAAAUGGAAAUUAAAAAAAAAAAUUAAGAAUUAAAAGAUUUUCAUCAUUAAUAAGAAAAUGAAAGAAAUCAAAAAAGAACUUAAGAAAUUAUGAAAAAUUUCGAUGAAAGAGAUAAAUGUUUAGCAAGACUAGAUAAUCAAGAUAAAGAAUUUGAUGAAUGGGCAGCCCAAAUUGUUAAGAGAUAUUAAGCAGAAGGCAAAAAUACAGAUAUUUUAAUGAAAGAACUUAAGUAAUUCAAACAUAAGUGA
This is a messenger RNA of Paramecium pentaurelia, 2567 nucleotides long. Lineage: Eukaryota; Ciliophora; Oligohymenophorea; Peniculida; Parameciidae. The record is from the annotation of a GenBank genome assembly.